AACUGCCCACGCCCCCAAAGGAGCAAAGGAGGAACUUUCGCUGCCUCCCUCCGUUCUGCGGGAUUCCUUCUUAAACUCCGGACCAUCCCGUGCUGGCUGUUGCAGGUGCAGUGGAUAGAGAGUGGCUGAUGACAUGGAGCCCAAAAGUAACUUGGACACUCCGCUCCUUCGGAAUAUUGAAGGGACUCCAGCUUUGACAGUACGAUCAGUGUGCUUGAAAAUUUUGAUACUGAUUUGGGGAAUUGCCUACAUCACUAUGGGCACUGUCUAUUUGAAUUCUUGUACCGAGCAAUACUUGAUCCCGAUUUAUCUGAUUGUUUCUGGGAGCUUUACACUCUUCUUGCUGAUGAUAUCUCUGAUUCCAUGUGCCCCAAAUGACGAGAGUAAUAAUUUGAACUUACAUAAAGUUGGCCGAGUUUGUGAAAGAUUGGUUUCGCUGUUCUCCACCAUCUGGUUUAUAACAGGAAGUGUUUGGAUCUACAGCAUCUACGAGCCGGAUUAUAUUGACAAAGCUUCUCCUCAUUACUGUGAUAAGAACUUGUACCUUUUUGCCUUCUCGGUCACCACUGCCAAUUAUAUUAUCCUCACGAUUAUGAUCUGUCUAGGAUUUGGUGUUCAUGUUUUAGGUGGAAUUUUGCUAAUUGGGCAGAGAGAUGGUUGAACACUUGAAUGAAUGAAAUUCCUCAUCCCGUCUUAAGAUGAGAAAUUUGCAUCAACUCAUUGCCUAUGAUGCCUGGCUUCGGUGGAUCGAUUAAUUUGGUUCGAUCUGGUUAGCUGUGUAUGUUGUGGAUAGUUUAACAAAACAAAAAAGGCACCUUCAUGUUGUUUCUGUGCAGCCUUAUCCUUCACUUGUGGAAGUAAACUGCACCUUAUUUGUAUGCAAUUCUGAAAGCAGUAAAUUGUUUUUUGCAAACCUUU
Carcharodon carcharias (great white shark) is the source of this 918-nucleotide messenger RNA. Its product is annotated as transmembrane protein 272-like. The transcript is spliced from 5 exons. Lineage: Eukaryota; Metazoa; Chordata; Chondrichthyes; Lamniformes; Lamnidae. The record is from RefSeq and is a predicted model, not a curated record. Bases 134 to 661 code for a protein of 175 amino acids.